AUGACCCAGAUGUCGCAAGUAGCGUCUCUGCAGCAGCACGUCGAUUGCGUGCCUUCCAAGAGCUUGGGUGGAAAGCGAAAUGCUGGAUGCGGCACUGGAUCGAUGAAGCUGGCGUCACUGUACUACAUGGGCAGACUUACCGCCCUGGACAUUAAGGGCUCCGGCGCUACAACGGGCUUCGCCUCCGAAGCAGACUACCCAAUGACCUACAAUAUGACCGAUGACAAGGUCAUCGCUGGUCCUGGAAAUGCUCUCCAGCUUUUGAUCGAUGUCGGUCCCCUCAGCGAGAAGCAGAUGACAUAUCUCUUCCUAAAUGAGCGGGCCCCCUUCGCCACUUCGAUGUUCGUCUCCGAAUCGCACAUGCUUAUUCGGCCCUGUUGUGGUAAUCAUAACAUCGGGGAUCCGCAAGACCCUUGCUUAUACCAACCUGUUGAAUCCUACGGCAUUAGCGUCUACACCAACACGGAGGAGUGUCCCCCAGGUAUUAGGGCCAAUCACGCCGUGUUGGCUGUAGGCAUGGGAACCACUGCGACAGCCGGGACUCCCUUCUGGUACAUUCGCAACUCAUGGGGCGUAGCCUGGGGUGACAAGGGCCACAUCAGGCUGCUUCGCAACUCUGGCAACACCCAUAUUCCCGGUACUGAUCCCACGAUGCCCGGAGGCACGGCCAUGUGCAGUCUGGGUUACAUGAACUCCUACCCGCGCGCGGUUGGCUCACAGGUUGAGGACAGCUGUACCAGAUUCUCCUUUAGCUAG
Messenger RNA from Acanthamoeba castellanii str. Neff, 756 nucleotides. Its product is annotated as papain family cysteine protease subfamily protein. Bases 1 to 756 code for a protein of 251 amino acids. The record is from RefSeq and is a predicted model, not a curated record. Gene Ontology annotation, molecular function: cysteine-type endopeptidase activity. Gene Ontology annotation, cellular component: lysosome. NCBI's taxonomy places the organism in Eukaryota, Discosea, Longamoebia, Acanthamoebidae. The transcript is spliced from 3 exons.